CACAUUCCAUGUCUGUGCACAGCAGUGAGCCAACUGCAUGCAGCCCUUGGUCAUGUGUUAACCCCCUGAGCCUCUAAACCUGGUUGUCAUGGAAAUCCAGCCAAAAGGCAUGGAGGAAGGAGAGAAGUCUCCAGAGCGCAAGGACUUGCUGCCUAGCCAAACAGCCAGCACCCUAUGCAUCAGCUCACGCAGUGAGUCCGUCUGGAACGCCACCCCCCGGAACAAGUGGGAUGUUUACCACAAGCCUGUUAUUGUACUGUCCGUAGGAGGAGCUGUUUUUCUCUUUGGUGUGGCUAUCACCAGCCUGACCUGCCUCACUACAGCAAAUAUCACGGUCAUGACCAAGGAAGCUUUUAAACUGUGCGGGCCAGCUUUCCUGUCACUUGGUCUCAUGCUGGUUGUGUGUGGGCUUGUCUGGAUCCCCAUCAUCCGCAAAAAGCUGAGGCAGAGACAGAAGUACCCCUUACUCCAGAGUAUUAAAUCAUUCUUCUUCAAUCGCUGAAGGCAGCUCAAAG
Gekko japonicus is the source of this 515-nucleotide messenger RNA. RefSeq names its product phosphoinositide-interacting regulator of transient receptor potential channels (gene PIRT). Gene Ontology annotation, molecular function: transmembrane transporter binding; phosphatidylinositol bisphosphate binding. Lineage: Eukaryota; Metazoa; Chordata; Lepidosauria; Squamata; Gekkonidae. The transcript is spliced from 2 exons. Gene Ontology annotation, biological process: positive regulation of cation channel activity; phosphatidylinositol-mediated signaling. The coding region runs from base 89 to 502 and encodes 137 amino acids. The record is from RefSeq and is a predicted model, not a curated record.